CACCUUGCGUCACACAUCGGCUUCGUGCACUGUCGGUUUGUCGUACAUUCCCGGCGUUUCAUUAUCUUCGCGUGAUUGUGAGCUCCACCUGAUACGCAAACCUCCAUUGCCAUUAGUCUCCACGUAGUACACCGCGCCUAAAUAGCCGUCAUUAUCAAUAAUAUUCUCCCCAAAUAAGUGGAAUAAAUAUAAAAUUCCCUCAUUCAUCCGCCAGUCACUUUCACCAUUUGGAGAACCUAAAAGGGAGGCCAAAAUGGCGGCGACGCACCUCGAUGUUGGUCUCAGGUGUAUAAAGUAUCUUCUGUGUGCUGUCAAUUCACUAUUCGUGUUGACGGGGGUGAUGAUAAUAUCCGUAGGGACGACGAUUUACGCUGUUUAUGAGGACUUCCGACACUUCUUGGAUCCGAGUUAUUUCUCACCUGCAACACUACUCAUUGUUGUUGGCGCCUUAGUCUUUCUCAUCGCAUUUUUCGGAUGCUGUGGAGCUAUCAAGGAGAGCACCUGCAUGGUUCUAGUCUUUGCAGUGUCACUCUCCAUAGUACUUAUCCUCGAGGUAGCAGCUGCGAUUUCUGCUUACGCACUGCAGGACGGUAUCAAGAAUGCCCUUGCUGACAGAAUGAAUGCAACAAUGCAGAGAUACGGACACAACAGCGAAGCAACAGGAGCAGUUAAUUUUAUGCAGUCGAGGUUGAGAUGCUGUGGAGUCUAUGGUGCAGAGGACUGGAGGGGGGGUCCAUACCCAGAGUCCUGCUGCGCUUGGGUGAGAGUCGUUGAUAACGACGAGACAGAAUGCAGUGCGGUUUAUCAGGAUGGCUGCAUUGGGCGUAUGAUGAUGAUUGUCGAGAGAAGUGCACUCAAUCUGGGAACUGGAGCCAUUGCAAUCGCCUUAAUUCAGUUCACUGGAAUUAUGUUCGCCUGUACCCUGGGGCGUGCUAUUCGUCGUCAGAAAACCGAGAGGGAGCGACGAAAGUGGGAAUUACGCCGGAGUUUAGUGGACGGUUACCAACCCCUGGGCAAAACCGACCCCUUCGUCACAUUUCCUGUGGUGUACAUGCAGCCUUCAGAGCCCCUGAAGACUGCCCCAGUGAGUUAAUACCAAUAUCUCAAUUGUUUUGGCAUUGAAGUGGAACUUACAGAGUUCCUUUGAACUCGUUCAUUCGUGAUUUGUUAGUCAAUUACCUUGUUGAUGAUUGAUUCUAGGAGAGAACGUCAAAAGAACUUUUGUGAAAAGUUUUUCCAGCUAGAAAAAGGUCUUUUGAUAUUUUCUCUUAAAAUGAGUCGUUCUGAAGAUAAUUCCAGAAUUGAUAAAUAUGUCAGGUUUCACCACUUCAAUGCAUUUCCCAAGUCCCCCAAUUUCUGCAUUUCGAAGCCAAAAGUAUGAUAACCAAGUACUUAAUUAAAUAAAUUUUCCCAAGAUAAUGUAAUGUGUUAUAUGACACAAAAUCAAUGUGCCUAUAAUCGUAAUUAAGCAUGAUGAAUAAAUUAUACGAAUUUAUCGAUACAAA
Molecule: messenger RNA, 1505 nt
Organism: Diachasma alloeum
Lineage: Eukaryota; Metazoa; Arthropoda; Insecta; Hymenoptera; Braconidae
Product: CD63 antigen
Exons: 5
Coding region: 254-1093 (279 amino acids)
Cellular component (GO): membrane
Source: RefSeq, a predicted model, not a curated record